Peronospora matthiolae is the source of this 498-nucleotide messenger RNA. Lineage: Eukaryota; Oomycota; Peronosporomycetes; Peronosporales; Peronosporaceae. The record is from the annotation of a GenBank genome assembly.
AUGGAGCCGUCCAAGAAGACGGGCUUCUGGACACAACACGUGGAUCCGAGCAACGGGCGGACGUAUUACUUCAAUAUGGCAAUAGGACGGAGUGUCUACGAGCUGCCACUUCCACUGCAGACUCAAGUCAAGACACCGACGUUGGACGCGCUCCGUGCGUGGGACUCUGAAUCUGCCGAGCGCAAAUACGGAGCUGCGUACCGUGAAGCAGGUGGUGAUCACAAGGAUGAUCUGCGCCAAAAGCGGGAGGAAGCUCUGGCCAAGUGCCGAAGUCAAGCUGUCGAAGCUCGAGAAUCUGCACCGGCCAAGCUCGUGUCGCUGGAAGAGCGGAUGGCACUUGCAGCAAAGAAGAGAAAAGCAGAGGAAGUGAAGCACCUUGCGGGUAGCAACAAAGUGCUUGCAAGUGCAAGUUCGAGCGAGUACCUCGACUUGGUGCGUCAGUUGCAACAGCCGAACGACGGGGAGGAAGGAACAGGCGGCAAGUGGCUCGUGCGGUGA